CCAGCGGCGACUGGGACUGGGGCGCAAUCAUAAUAGAAGGGACGAGGGAGGCUGCUGUCAAUCCUCCUCCCUCCCCACAAAAGGGGGCGCGGCCGAAAGCGGUCCGCGGGGGCCGAUGUCGUGCAAAGACAUCUGCCUGGCUAUGUCUUCUCCUGAAAUUGCCUCCCUCUCGUGGGGGCGGAUGACUGUGAAGGGCUGCCCCACAACCUACAAAGACUGUAAAGUGUGGCCCGGUGGCAGCCGAACGUGGGACUGGAGAGAAACAGGCACGGAGCAUGUUCCUGGUGUUCAGCCUGCAGAUGUGGAAGAAGUUCUUCAAAAGGGUGUCAGAACAUUAGUGAUAGGCCGUGGCAUGAGCGAGGCCCUGCAGGUAGGUUCUGCCAGGUGCCGUCGGCAACAGUGGAGUAUCUUAAGAAGCAUGGGAUUGACGUGAUGGUCCUGCAAACUGAGAAGGCAGUGAAAGAGUAUAACAUCUUGGCUUCCAAGGGAGCCAAAGUCGGCGGCGUCUUCCACUCUACCUGCUAGAGGGCUAAUAAAAGACCCACCUCUGUCUUCCACCUGUUCCUUUGAGUGAAUAAAAAGGAGCAUUUCUCUGCUGUGCCAACUUUUGAACCCUUUCCACACAGGAAUAAAGCAAUUUGCAAAGAUGAAA
Molecule: messenger RNA, 652 nt
Organism: Candoia aspera
Lineage: Eukaryota; Metazoa; Chordata; Lepidosauria; Squamata; Candoiidae
Gene: AAMDC
Product: adipogenesis associated Mth938 domain containing
Exons: 4
Coding region: 116-433 (105 amino acids)
Biological process (GO): positive regulation of fat cell differentiation
Cellular component (GO): cytoplasm
Source: RefSeq, a predicted model, not a curated record